AAAUUCGGGCCGGGCAAACUGAAUUUUCACUUCGACUGGUCGUUGGACUGAAGGAAGGCUACCGGAGAUCUCGUUGCUCAGCCGCCUACAAUCCGAAUCCGAAACCGAAACGUCUGUUUGUAGCCAGCAGCAUGUCUUCUGAUUCUCAACACUCUGAAUUGCAAAAUGGUUCACCGGAACCGGUGCCGGCAGCAGAAGCGGUGGUGGUAGCGGCGGCCGAUCCAGAUCCCGACGACUCCGAUUUGCAGUCGACUGAGGGUGCACAGUCCAGCGAAGUGCAAGUGGUUAAUGCUGAAGUGUCGAGUUCGGUGCCGGAGGAAGAAGUUUCGAACGAAAUCAGCGCUGAGGAAUCAGAGGCGGUGAAGUCGACCGAAGAUGGGAUACGCGAAUCGGAAGUGGGGAAAGAGGACGGGAAUAAGACUUUUACUAUGAGAGAAUUGCUGAACGAAUUGAAGAAAGGAGACGCCAAUGGCAAAGGUGGGAAAGAGGUUGAUACUCCUCACAGUGUUUCUAGCCAACGAACCUCAGAACAACAAAUUGAGCAGAAUAAUGCUGCUAUGGACUUGAUUAAUAGCGUCACAGGUCUUGAUGAGGAAGGUAGAUCCCGUCAAAGGAUUCUUACUUUUGCUGCCAGAAGAUAUGCAACUGCUCUGGAGAGAAAUCCAGAGGAUUAUGAUGCAUUGUACAACUGGGCACUUGUUCUUCAGGAAAGUGCUGAUAAUGUAAGCCCAGAAUCAAGUUCUCCUUCCAAGGAUUCUUUGCUUGAAGAAGCAUGCAGAAAGUACGAAGAGGCUACACGACUUUGCCCCACACUUAAUGAUGCUUACUAUAAUUGGGCUAUUGCAAUCUCUGACCGAGCCAAAAUGCGUGGACGUACAAAGGAGGCUGAGGAACUCUGGAAACAGGCAACAAAGAAUUAUGAAAAGGCUGUCCAACUCAAUUGGAACAGUCCCCAGGCGCUUAACAACUGGGGACUUGCUCUUCAGGAACUCAGUGCUAUUGUUCCUGCUCGUGACAAGCAGACUAUUGUGAAAACUGCUAUCAGCAAGUUCCGUGCUGCAAUACGGCUUCAGUUUGAUUUCCAUAGGGCCAUUUACAAUCUUGGAACUGUACUGUAUGGACUAGCAGAAGACAUAUCAAGAACUGGAGGACACAUGAAUGGAAAGGAGGCCUCUCCAGAUGAGUUAUACAGCCAAUCUGCUAUAUAUAUUGCUGCUGCACAUGCAUUGAAGCCAAAUUACUCGGUUUACACCAGUGCUUUAAAACUCGUGCGAUCUAUGCUCCCUCUUCCGUAUCUAAAGGUUGGAUAUCUGAAUGCACCGCCUGCCGGAAAUCCUGUUGCGCCUCACAAUGACUGGAAACGCACUCAGUUUGUGCUAAGUCACGAAGGACUUCAAGAGGUUAACAGAUACGAACAAAGACAUUCAUCCCCAAGCCUUUCGUCAAAAUCAGGAGAUCUCACCUCUAAACCUUCCAUAACUGUCGAUGUACAGAGCAUCGUUUCUGUGUCAGCAUGUGCUGAUCUUACACUGCCUCCCGGUGCUGGCCUGUGCAUCGACACAAUCCACGGACCCCUUUACUUGGUUGCCGAAUCUUGGGAGUCCCUGGACGGAUGGCUCGAUGCAAUUCGGCUGGUCUACACCAUUUACGCCCGAGAUACUGGUCAUCUUGACAUGGUGAUUGAAACUGCUUCUAGAGAUGCCGACAAAAGGAAGCUCCCUUCACCUUUUACUGGCUUGAUGCCUAUGGCUGAUAAUGAUGGAAAUUCGAUAAUUAUGGAGAGAUUGUCUCAGGCUCUUCGAAACUUCAAAGAUUCGAUUAGGCAACAUAUUCUGGCACAGAUUUGGGUCCCUGUCAAAAAUGCUGGCCGGUAUGUGCUCACCACAUCCGGCCAACCCUUUGUUGUAGAUCCUUCAAGUAAUGGACUUCAUCAAUACAGGUUGAUAUCUCUGUCAUAUACAUUUCCAAUUGACGGAGAGUCUGAUGGAAGUCUAGAUAUUGCUGGUCGUGUGUUUCGGCGAAAGUUGCCAGAAUGGUCACCAAAUGUGCUCUAUUACUCUAGCAAAGAAUUUUCACGUCUAAACCAUGCAAUGCAUCAGAAUGUUCGAGGAACCUUGGCUUUACCUGUAUUUGAGUCUAGUGGGCAAUCUUGUGUUGGUGUGCUUGAGUUAAUAAUGACCUCCCAGAAGAUCAGCUACGCUCAAGAAGUCGAUGAAAUCUGCCGAGCACUUGAGGCAGUGAAUUUGAAAAGUUCAGAGAUAUCGAGUCAAAACAUACAGCAGAUACGCAAUAAAGGUAGGCAAAUUGCAUUGGCUGAAAUUUUGGAGAUAAUUACAGUGGUUUGUGAAGCGCACGCGUUACCACUAGCUCAGACUUGGGUUCCUUGCCGGCAUCACUCCAUUCUCGUCAAUUGUGGUGAUCUAAAGGAACCAUGCAGUAGCUUUGAUGGGAGCUGCACAGGGCAGGUCUGCCUUUCGACAACUGACGUGGCUUUUUAUGUUGUUGAUGCUCAUAUGUGGGGUUUCUGUGAGGCAUGUGCAGAACAUCAUUUGCAGAAGGGGCAAGGUGUUGCUGGCAGAGCAUUUGCUUCCCGCAACUCAUGCUUCUGUCCAGAUAUAACUAAAUUUUGUAAGAUUGAAUACCCGUUGGUACAUUAUGCAAGGAUGUUUGGGUUGAGAAGCUGCUUCGCAAUUUGCUUACAGAGUAACUACUCUGGAAAUGACAACUAUGUUCUAGAAUUCUUUCUGCCGCCUAACAUUGAAGGCUACAAUAAUCAGCGUGCCCUGUUGAACUCCAUUCUGGUGACAAUGAAACAACAUCUUGGAAGCCUAAGGAUGGCUUCUGGAGAAGAUCUUGACAAUGAAUGGAGACCUAGAGAGAUCAGUACAGUAUCCAUGGAUGACGAUCUUGAUCCGGGCUCUAACUGUGCUGCUUCAUUGGGUAAUCAAAAUGUUAAAAGGUAUGAUGAUCAGAACACCACACUCAACUCCUUCUCAAUGGUGCGAAACCUCCGCGACUCGAUGGUUUUGUCCAAAAAUGACCUUGAUCUUGUGUGGAGGUCCAUUGAUGGAAAGCUUGAUCAAAGACCAUGUUUGGUUGCAAUGCCUGCAACUAGCUCUGCUCCCAUUGAUGCUCAAAAUAGAAGAUCUGUUACUGCAGCUACUCACACGCAAAAAUCACCCAAGAGAAAGGGAGGGAAGGCAGAAAAAGCUAUUAGCUUGGAGGUUUUGCAGCAAUACUUUUCUUACCCUAUGAAGGAUGCGGCGAAGAUUCUUGGGGUUUCUGCUUCUACACUAAAGCGUACCUGUAGAUGGCAUGGAGUUUCUCAAUGGCCCGCCCGGAACAUAAAUAAGGUUAACCGCUCACUUUCAAAGCUAAAGAAAGCAAUCGAAUCUGCACAAGGCUUUGAAGGAACGUUCAACCUGACUUCGUUUUAAGAAAUGA
This is a messenger RNA of Andrographis paniculata, 3444 nucleotides long. RefSeq names its product protein HLB1-like. The transcript has 18 exons. The record is from RefSeq and is a predicted model, not a curated record. Gene Ontology annotation, molecular function: protein binding. Lineage: Eukaryota; Viridiplantae; Streptophyta; Magnoliopsida; Lamiales; Acanthaceae. Bases 132 to 3437 code for a protein of 1101 amino acids.